This is a messenger RNA of Acipenser ruthenus (sterlet), 17336 nucleotides long. Its product is annotated as protocadherin Fat 1. Gene Ontology annotation, cellular component: plasma membrane. Lineage: Eukaryota; Metazoa; Chordata; Actinopteri; Acipenseriformes; Acipenseridae. Gene Ontology annotation, biological process: homophilic cell-cell adhesion. The coding region runs from base 220 to 14073 and encodes 4617 amino acids. The record is from RefSeq and is a predicted model, not a curated record. Gene Ontology annotation, molecular function: calcium ion binding. The transcript has 29 exons.
GUUUUUUUGGGGGGGCAGAUGGGAUUUUUAGAAGCGUUGGAAAUAUGACUGGAAUUUCGUGCACCCGGGUUUCAUGCUAGAUAUGUCUUAAUUUGUUAAAGAAAUGCCUGUCAGCCUAAUUUGCCAACAAUCCUUGGGAUAUAUCUGACCUGUUGUAACUUAAAAUCAGAAGCUUGCGAUCCAGCUGGUCUGGUUUGGUGAAAAUUUCAUCGUGCCACUAUGGGGAAGCACUCAACUUUGCUGCUUUCAAUGCUGUUGCAGCUCCUUAGCAGCUGUACAGGAAACCAAAUGAUGGCGCAGUCAAGGCCAAUGCAGUUUUCCCACUUUAUUUAUAAUGCCACUAUAUAUGAGAACUCUGCAGCCAAGACCUACUUGCAAAGCCCAGUGAAAAUGGGUGUUUACAUUACACACCCAUCCUGGGAAAUUCGGUAUAAAAUAGUUUCUGGAGAUAAUGAAAACUUGUUUAAGGCUGAAGAUUACACCCUGGGCGAUUUCUGUUUCUUGCGUAUAAGGACCAAAGGAGGGAGUACUGCUAUCCUUAAUAGGGAAGUAAAAGACCACUAUAUGCUGACCAUCAAAGCAGUUGAAAAAAGCACUAACGCUGAAUCACGCACAAAUGUUAAAGUACAGGUUCUUGAUGCAAAUGACCUGAGACCUCUAUUUUCACCAACCUCCUAUAGUGUUUCCCUGCCUGAAAACACAGCAUUAAGAACCAGUAUUGCCAGAGUCACUGCUACUGAUGCAGAUAUAGGAACCAAUGGAGCAUUUUACUACAGUUUUAGAGAUCGGACAGACUUGUUUGCCAUUCACCCAACCAGUGGUAUUAUAACACUGACCGGUAAACUGGAUUACUCCGAGACUAAGCAGUAUGAGAUGGAAAUCUUUGCAGUGGACCGUGGAAUGAAACUGUAUGGUAGUAGUGGUAUUAGUAGCAUGGCUAAGCUGACUGUUCAUGUAGAACAGGCCAACGAGUAUGCACCUGUCAUCACAGCUGUCACACUGGUUCCUUCAGACACUGAUAAGGAUCCUACAUAUGCAAUUGUAACGGUGGAAGACAGUGAUCAGGGACCAAAUGGGGAAAUAGCUUCAUUAAGCAUUGUAGCAGGGGAUCCUCUUCAGCAAUUUAAAGCAGUGAGAUCCAGCCCUGGCAGUAAAGAAUACAAAAUAAAAGGAGUUGGAGAAGUUGACUGGGACAGUCAACCGUUUGGAUAUAAUCUUACUUUACAGGCCAAGGAUAAAGGAAGUCCACCCCAGUUUUCCUCAGCAAAGGUAGUUCAUGUGACAUCUCCACAGUUUAGAUCAGGACCUCCUGCAUUUGAAAGAAAUAUGUACAGAGUCAGUCUUAGUGAAUUUGCACCUCUACAUACCCCUGUUGUUAUGGUACAAGCAGUGCCAAAUUACCCUCAGUUAAGGUAUGUUUUCAGACACAACCCAGACCAGAAAAGAUUUGCUUUAAAUCCUAUCACUGGCCUAAUUACAACUGCUGGACCAAUACAAGCAGAAUAUGCACCACGAUUUGAGUUGGAAGUUAUGACCAGUGAUAGAAAGGCAACAACAAAAGUUGUAGUUGAUGUUUUAGACAUGAAUAAUAAUGCACCCGAGUUUCACAAGACAUCUUAUCAGGCCACUGUUGAUGAACAUUUGCCAGUGGGUACCCGUGUUUUAACUGUAAGUGCCAGUGAUCUAGAUGAUGGAGAAAAUGGUUAUGUGACUUACAGCAUUGCCAAUCUUAACCCGCAGCCUUUUGUUAUUGAUUAUUUUACUGGCGUUAUCAGUACCUCAGAGGAUUUGGAUUACGAGUUGAUGCCAAGGAUUUACAGUUUAAGAAUUCGAGCCUCUGACUGGGGUUCACCAUAUCGCCGUGAAGCUGAGGUUACAGUAACUAUUACUCUGAACAACUUGAAUGACAACAAACCGCUGUUUGAGAAGAUUGACUGUGAAGUGACCAUCCCUCGGGAUCUUGGAGUCGGUGAGCAGAUAACUACUGUGUCUGCUAUUGAUGCUGAUGAGUUACAACUGGUACGAUACGAAAUAAAGUAUGGAAAUGACCUAGACCUCUUUGAGCUAAACCCAAACUCUGGUGUGCUUUCUCUGAAGCAGCCUCUAACUGAUGGUGAUGGUGCAAAGGUCUCGUUCCACAGUCUACAAAUUUCAGCUAAUGAUGGAGAAAAUUUUGCACCACCAAUGGUCAUUAACAUCACUGUGCUAACUAGUCGGAAACCUGUUCAGUUACGGUGUGUUGACACUGGAGUUGCCAAAAUGCUGGCUGAGAAGCUUCUCCAGACAACUAGGCUCCACAGCCAUGUUGAACCUGAAGAUCAUUUCUUAGAUGUACAUUCAGAUAACAGUUAUGCCCCACAAUUUUCUGACUCCUUCCCCAGUGUAAUUGAAGUAAAGGAAGAUCUUCCAGUAGGUGCCAGGAUUAUACUUAUUAGUGCCACAGAUGCUGAUGGUGGUUUCAAUGGAAAAUUGAACUACGUAAUUUCAGGAGGAGAUACUGACAGUCGUUUUGUUGUGGAGAUGGAAACUGGAUGGCUAAUGGUAUAUGCUCCACUUGACAGAGAAACAACUAACCACUACACUCUAAAUAUCACAGUGUAUGACCUGGGAAUACCUCAGAAAUCUGCUUUCCGUCUUUUGGAUGUAAAUAUUAUGGAUACAAAUGAUAAUAGGCCUAAGUUUCUUCAGGAUAGUUAUUCUGUUGAAAUAAGUGAAAAUAAAGAAGUGGGUAGUGAUAUUAUCCACAUUGAAGCAACAGAUAAAGAUCUAGGUCUAAAUGGAGAAGUCAGGUAUUCGUUACUUGCAGAUACAGAUAUGUUUGCUAUUAAUAGUGAGACAGGAGUUGUGAAGGUUAUAAGCCCAUUGGAUCGAGAAGUGCAUCCUUCGUAUCUUUUGAAGAUUGUGGCUAGAGAUCAAGCUGUGGAAGAGCCACAGCUACUUUCAACCGUAUUGCUGAAAGUGACUUUGGAAGAUGUCAAUGACAAUCCACCCAGGUUUAUUCCUUCAAAUUAUCAUGUGAAAGUACGUGAAGACCUACCCAUUGGCACUGUAAUCAUGUGGUUGGAGGCACAUGAUUCUGAUUUAGGACAGUCGAGUCAGGUGAGAUAUAGCCUGAUGGAUAAUGGAGAUGGAAGCUUUGAUGUAGAUAAACUGAGUGGAGCUGUACGUAUUGUGCAGAGUCUGGAUUUUGAGAAGAAGCAGAUUUACAACCUAACGGCAAGGGCCAAGGACAAAGGCAAACCUGUGUCCUUGUCCUCCACCUGUUACAUUGAGGUGGAGAUAGUGGACAUAAACGAGAAUUUAUUUGCCCCAUGGUUCUCUUCCUUUGUUGAUAAGGGAACUGUAAAAGAAGAUGCACCAAUUGGUACAUCUGUAAUGAAAGUUACUGCUCAUGAUGAAGACAAAGGUAGAGAUGGGGAAAUCCGCUACUCCAUAAGAGAUGGAUCUGGCCUGGGUGUCUUCAAGAUUGAUGAAGAAAGCGGUAUCAUAAGAACAGAAGAGCUUUUGGAUCAUGAGACUACUUCCAACUAUUGGCUGACAGUUUAUGCCUCAGAUCAAGGGGUUGUUCCUCUCUUUUCUUUCAUUGAGGUUUACAUAGAGGUUCAGGAUGUUAAUGAUAAUGCCCCACAGACAUCAGAGCCUGUCUAUUACCCAGAAGUUAUGGAGAACUCCCCUAAGGAUACGCCUGUCAUCCAGAUUGAAGCUUAUGACCCAGACACAAGAUCCAGUGACAAACUAACCUAUAAGAUUACAAGUGGAAACCCGCAGGGAUUUUUUAAUAUAAAUCCCAAAACUGGUCUGGUUACAACUACUUCACGGAAGCUAGAUCGAGAACAUCAAGCCGAACACAUUCUUGAAGUAACUGUCAUUGAUCAUGGUGUUCCUCCAAAGUCAGCUGUUGUCAGAAUGAUAGUGAAGGUUUUGGAUGAAAAUGACAACAGACCACAUUUCUUGGAGAAGACCUAUAACAUUAAGCUUCCUGAGCGUGAUAAACCUGACCGAGAGCGAUCUGCCAAGCGGGAACCCAUUUAUAGAGUUAUUGCUUCAGACAAGGAUGAAGGCCCCAAUGCUGAAAUCUCUUACAGCAUUGAGGAGGGUGAUGAACAUGGGAAAUUCUUUAUUGAACCUAAAACAGGAGUAGUUUUGUCCAAGAAGUUUUCUGCAGCUGGAGAGUAUGAUAUCCUUACCAUUAAAGCUGUGGACAAUGGUCGACCUCAGAAGUAUUCCACUACCCGACUGCAUAUUGAAUGGAUCCCAAAGCCUAAACCAUCCACAAAGACGCUUUCUUUUGAUGAACCAUUCUUCUCAUUCUCAGUAAUGGAGAGUGAUCCAGUUGCUCAUAUGGUUGGUGUAAUAACAUGUGAGCCCAUUGACAACCCACUCUGGUUUGACAUCACUGGUGGUAACUAUAACAGCCGGUUUGAUGUGGGCAAGGGCAGUGGAACCAUCAUUGUCGCCAGACCUCUCGAUGCAGAACAGAAAUCAAAUUACAACCUGACAGUGGAGGCAACAGAUGGAAUGAAAUCUAUCAGCACCCAGGUUUUCAUUAGAGUAAUUGACACAAAUAACCAUCGACCUCAGUUCUCACGACCAAAGUAUGAGAUUAAUAUCCCAGAGGACAUUGCACCAGAGACGGAGAUCCUACAGAUCAGAGCAACUGAUAAGGAUGAGAAAAACAAGCUAAUCUACUCCCUCCAGAGCAGCACCGAUCCCAUCAGUUUAAAGAAAUUUCACCUUGAUCCUGGAACUGGCUCACUGUAUACAGCUGAGAAGCUGGACCACGAAACCAUGCACAAGCAUAUCCUGACAGUGAUGGUUCGUGAUCAAGAUGUGCCUGUGAAACGGAACCUUGUAAGAGUUACUGUCAAUGUUGAAGAUACCAAUGACCAUGCCCCAUGGUUCACUAGUUCCUCAUAUAAAGGGAGUGUGUAUGAAUCUGCUGCUCUUGGGUCAGCAGUCCUGCAGGUUACAGCCAUGGACAAGGAUAAAGGACAGAAUUCAGAAAUUGUUUAUUUUAUUGAAUCAGGAAAUGUUGCAAAUUCAUUUGCUAUUGAUCCAGUCCUUGGCACGAUUACUGUUGCAAAAGAACUUGACCGUGGCAGUAAGAGCCAGUAUGAGCUCACAGUGAAAGCAUCAGAUAAAGGAAAUCCUCCAAUGAGUGUGAUGACGACCGUCCACAUUUCUGUUACCAUAUCAGAUAAUGCAAAGCCAAAGUUUACCAUGAAGGAGUACUCGGCAGAAGUCGGAGAGACUGUGAUCAUUGGGAGUUUCGUUGCCUUGGUUACAGCAUCCAGUCAGUCAUCGGUGAUGUACGAAAUAAAAGAUGGAAAUAUCGGCAGCACCUUUGACAUCAAUCCAAACUCGGGUGUUGUCAUCACUCAAAAGUUGCUAGAUUACGAAACAAUUUCUUCAUACAAGCUAACCGUGCAAGGCACAAACAUGGCAGGCUUAUCAUCCAACACAACUCUUCUGAUUCAUCUUAUAGAUGAGAACGACAAUGCUCCUGUUUUUAUGCAAGAGAAAUACACAGGGAUUAUCAGCGAAUCUGCUUCAGUGAACAGUGUAGUUUUAACUGAUGUGAAUGCUCCACUGGUAAUUCGAGCCACAGAUGCUGACAGGGAAUUGAAUGCCAUGCUGAUUUAUCAAAUUGUUGAACCAUCUGCCCACAAAUAUUUUGCUAUUGAUUCAAGCACAGGUGCCAUUCGCACAAUAACAAGUCUGGAUUAUGAAGACAAAAACAUUUUCCAUUUCACAGUGCAGGUCCAUGACAUGGGAAACCUACAGUUAUUUGCAGAAAAUGCAGCCAAUGUUACAAUCCAAGUGGUAGAUGUCAACGACUGCCCUCCAGUCUUUACCAGGGAGGUUUAUGAGGCAUCUGUUUUAGUGCCAACAUAUAAAGGAGUGGAAAUUAUUACAUUAAAUGCUACAGAUGCAGACUCUGGACCAAAUUCAAAAAUAAUUUACUCAAUUACUGAUGGCAACAUAGGAGAAAAGUUUACUAUUGAUCCCAUGAUGGGUGUUUUAUCAGUUCAAAAUACAACCCAUUUAAGGAGCAGGUAUGAAUUGACAGUGAGAGCUUCUGAUGGGAGAUUUGCAGAUGGAGCAUCAGUCAAAAUAAAUAUUAAAGAAAAUAAGGAAAGCAACUUAAAGUUUACUCGGAAUUUGUACACUGCUUUAGUGCAGGAAAACUUGUCAGAGGCUAAAACGCUUGCAAUUAUUACAGCUAUAGGCAACCAGAUAAACGAACCACUAUUUUAUCACAUUCUAAAUCCAGACCGAAGGUUUAAGAUUAGUCGUACGUCUGGAGUCCUCUCAACCACAGGCAUACCCUUUGAUCGUGAAGAGCAGGAUGUCUAUGAUAUAGUUGUGGAAGUGACAGGGGAGGAAAUGUUAAGAGUUGCUCAUGUUGUAGUGAAGGUCACUGUAGAGGACGUAAAUGACAACGCACCAAUGUUUGUUAAUUUGCCAUAUUAUGCUCUAGUGCAGGCUGAUGCUGAUAUUGGCCAUGCAAUUCGACAAGUCACUGCUGUAGACUUGGAUAGUGGAAAAAAUGGUCAGAUUCACUACUACUUAAAAGAACUUCAUGAGUAUUUCCAGAUUAGUCCUUCAGGUGACAUCACAUUGAAAAACAAUUUUGAAACGGAUACUUUGAAUGCUGAGUAUGUCAUCACUGUUGUAGCCAAAGAUGGAGGGGAGCCAGCUCUUUCUGCAGAGGUUGAAGUACCAAUUACUGUAAUGAACAAAGCAAUGCCAAUGUUUGAAAAGCCUUUUUAUAGUAUAGAGAUUCCAGAAAAUAUCCAACUGCAUACCCCUGUGGUACAUGUUCAAGCCAACAGCUCAGAAGGACUUCGGAUCAUGUACAGUAUCACAGAAGGAGAUCCUUUCAGUCAGUUUUCCAUACAUUUUAACACUGGUGUCAUACAUGUAACAAGCCCACUAGAUUUUGAAUCCCAUCCAGCCUAUAAGUUAAGUGUAAGAGCAACAGAUUCUCUAACUGGUGCUCACUCAGAAGUGUUUGUUGAUAUAAUUUUGGUUGAUGUCAAUGACAAUGCUCCAUUGUUUAAAGAGAAGUCUUACACUGCCACACUUUCUGAAGCUUCAGUGAUUGGCACAUCAGUGGUUCAGGUCAUUGCUACAGAUGCUGAUUCUGGUGUAGACAAAAUUAUUUCUUACCAGUUGGUAGAAGAUAACAGUAAGAGUUCUGAUAACUUCCACAUAGACAGAGACAGUGGGGCUAUUUUAACAGCAAGAACCCUUGAUUAUGAGGAAAGGCAGCAGCAUAAUUUACUUGUAAGGGCCAUGGAUGGAGGUGUGCCCGCUCUAAGCAGUGAUAUAAGUAUUACAGUGUAUGUAACAGAUCUGAAUGACAACCCACCCGUUUUUAUACAGCAGCUGUAUGAGGCCACAGUCAGUGAGCUUGCACCCCGUGGACAUUUUGUAAUGCACGUACAAGCAUUUGAUGCAGACAGCUCAGAUGCUGGCAAGCUGGAGUAUUCCAUCUUAAACGGAAAUGUAAAUAUGUAUUUUGAGAUUGGUAAGAAAACUGGGGUUAUAACAAUCUCAAACAACCGCAAAGAGAAAAUGGAGCCAUUUUACAAUCUCAAUAUCUCUGUGUCCGACGGCGUCUUUAGAAGUUCAGCUCAAGUGAAGGUAACAGUAAUUGGAGCAAACUUCCACAGUCCAUCUUUCAUUCAGAAUGAGUAUGAGGUGGAAUUGGCUGAAAAUUCCCCCAUGGGAACCCUGGUAGUUGAAGCUAAAGCUACUGAUGAAGAUUCAGGAACUUACGGCCAUAUAACAUACUACAUUGUAAAUGACUUUGCAAAAGACAAGUUUUCUGUUAAUGAAGAUGGACAGAUAUUCAGUCUGGAGAAGCUUGACCGUGAGAACUCUGUGGAGAAAGUUAUCACAAUUGGCCUAAUGGCAAAAGAUGGAGGUGGCAAGGUUGGCUUUUGCAGCAUAAAUGUCAUACUUACAGAUGAUAAUGACAAUACCCCACAAUUCAGAGCUGCAGAAUAUAAAGUAAAUGUUGCAUCUGAUGCUCCAAGGGGAACUUCAGUCAUUAAAAUUGUAGCAUCGGAUGCUGAUGAAGGCAGCAAUGCAGAUAUAGCUUACGUUAUUGAGGCAGAUUCAGAAAAUGUUGAAGAAAACUUUGAAAUUGAUCCUUUCACUGGUGUCAUUGUUACUAAAGAAAGCUUAAUCGGGUUGGAAAAUAAAGUGUAUGCUUUCUACGUAAGAGCAAAGGAUGCUGGAACUCCUCCAAAGGAGUCUGUGGUCCCAGUGUACAUCAGAAUACUAACCCCUGAAGUGCCACUUCCAAAGUUUGUUGAACCGCACUAUGCCUUUGCAAUACCUGAGGACCUUGCAAUUGGAUCAGAAAUAGAUUGCAUACAAGCAGAGAGUGAGCAGUCUGUGGUUUACAGCCUAGUGAAAGGAAAUACUCCUGAGAGUAACCGAGAUGAAGUCUUUGUUAUUGACAAAGAUACUGGAAAGCUAAAACUUGAAAAGAACCUUGACCAUGAAACAACUAAAUGGUACCAGCUCACCCUACUAGCGCAGUAUGCCCAUGAAGAUUAUGAAGUUGUCUCUUCUGUAGAUAUCAGUAUUCAAUUAAAGGAUGCCAAUGACAACAGCCCUGUGUUUGAAUCCAAUCCAUAUAGAGCAUUUGUUGCUGAGAACCUUCCAGGCGGAACCAGAGUAAUCCAAGUAAAAGCAACUGAUUUAGAUUCAAGUACCAAUGGGCAGGUAAUGUACAGCUUGGCUCAGAGUCGAGAAACAAAUGACAUCAUGGAGCUGUUUGCAAUUAACAGUGAGACUGGAUGGAUUACAACACUUAAAGAGCUAGAUCAUGAGAAACAAGGGAAGCACAUGGUUACAGUGGUUGCUUCUGACCGUGGAGAGAAGGUGCAGCUGAUUGCCACUGCUUUGGUGGAAGUUACUGUUGCUGAUGUGAAUGACAACCCCCCACGCUUCACUGCUGAGAUCUACAAGGGGACAGUGAGUGAGGAUGAUCCACCUGGCGGAGUUAUUGCAAUCCUGAGCACCACUGAUGCUGACACAGAACAAAUCAACAAACAAGUUAACUACUACAUUACAGGAGGAGACCCUCUGGGACAAUUUGCUAUUGAACAAUUUGCUAUUGAAUGGAAGGUCUAUGUCAGAAAGCCCCUGGAUAGAGAAGAGAAAGACAAUUACCUCUUAAAUAUCACAGCCACUGAUGGAACAUUCGUGGCAAAGGCUGUAGUAGAGGUUAAGGUCCUUGAUGCCAAUGACAACAGCCCUGUUUGUGAAAAGGCGCUGUAUGCUGAAACUAUUCCAGAAGAUGUUCCUUCAGGAAAACUGAUUUUGCAGGUUUCUGCCACUGAUGCCGACAUCCGUUCAAAUGCUGAAAUCUCUUACAGGCUUUUCGGAACAGAGGCAGAUAAAUUCAGUCUAGACCCAGAUACUGGUGAGCUGAAGACCUUGGUUCCCCUUGAUCGUGAGCAUGAGGCAGUGUAUAACAUUACAGUAAAAGCAAUAGAUGGAGGUGGUCGCUUUUGUCAGGCUGACGUUGUUUUAACUUUGGAGGAUGUGAAUGACAAUGCACCAGAGUUUUCUUCUGAUCCCUACACCGUAACUGUGUUUGAGAACACAGAACUUAAAACCCUUGUAACACGAAUACAGGCAACAGAUCCUGAUACAGGCUUGAACAGCAAGGUCCUGUAUUCUUUUGUGGAUUCUGCAGAUGGCCACUUCUCCAUUGAUGAAUUGUCUGGUAUCAUUAGUCUGGAAAAGCCUCUAGACAGAGAAGUAAAAGCAAUGUAUUCUCUGACUGUAAGGGCCACCGACCAGGGCUCACCUCGAAAGCUCUCCACAGUCUGCUCUGUUGUAGUGUCUGUUCUGGAUAUUAAUGACAACCCACCAGUAUUUGAGCACAGGGAAUACGCUGCCACUGUUUCAGAAGACAUAACUGUGGGAACACAGAUUCUUCGUGUUUUUGCAGCAAGCAGGGACAUUGAAGCAAAUGCAGAGAUCUCAUACUCUAUUGCCAGUGGAAACGAACAUGGAAAGUUUAGUGUUGAUUCCAGCACAGGUGACAUUUUUGUGAUUGGAAACUUGGAUUAUGAAACAUCCCACAAGUAUUAUCUAACUGUAGAGGCCACGGACGGAGGCACACCAUCUCUUAGCGAUGUGACGACUGUGAACAUAAAUCUGACAGAUAUCAAUGACAACACGCCAAAGUUUAGCCGCAAUAUCUACGCUGCAGUUAUAAGUGAAGAUGCUGUACUGGGACAACCAGUUAUUACUGUCAUGGCAGAUGAUGCCGAUGGGCCUUCCAACAACCACAUCCACUACUCUAUUGUUAAUGGGAACCAGGGAAGCCCAUUCACCAUCGAUUCUGUCAACGGAGAAGUGAAAGUAGCGAGGCGGUUAGACAGAGAGAAGAUAUCCGGAUACACACUUGCUGUACAAGCUACAGACAAUGGUAGUCCCCCGAAGUCCAACACAACUACAAUCAAUAUUGACGUGUCUGAUGUUAAUGACAACCCUCCUGCCUUCUCACAGGCCAACCACAGCAUCAUCAUUCAGGAAAACAGACCUGUUGGUGCCAGUGUGCUACAGUUAUUAGUAACGGAUAAAGACGCGUCUCACAAUGGCCCUCCAUUCUCCUAUACAAUUAUAAGUGGAAACGAAGAAAACUCAUUUGAGAUAAACCAGCAGGGGGUAUUGAUAGCCUCAGCGCCACUGAACCGUGAAAUAAAAGACCACCAUUUACUGCAUGUUCAGGUGGCCGAUAGUGGGAAACCUCAAUUGCAUUCAUCAACAUUCGUCAGCAUCAGAGUUAUUGAAGAAAGCAUUUAUGCUCCUGCUAUUCUUCCUCUAGAAAUGUUCAUAACAACUCACGGAGAUGAAUACUCUGGGGGUGUCAUUGGAAAGAUCCAUGCAACCGACCAGGAUAUUUAUGACACCCUCACCUACAGCUUGGCAUCUAAAUCAGGAAAUCUGUUCUCUCUCUCUAGCACUGAUGGAAAACUGAUUGCCCGUAAAGGGCUAGACGUGGGGCACUAUCUGCUCAAUGUCACGGUUACAGAUGGAAGGUUUACAGUGGCUGCAGACAUCAAUGUGCAUGUUAGACAGUUCACUCAAGAGGUGCUCAACCAUUCCAUUGCUAUAAGAUUUGCAAAUAUUGCACCAGAAGAAUUUAUUGGCGACUAUUGGCGGAACUUCCAGAGAGCCCUGACGAACAUUGUAGGGGUGAAGAGAAAUGACAUUCAGAUUGUGAGCCUGCAGCCUUCCGAGCCUUCCUCCAACCUGGACGUACUGCUUGCUGUAGAAAAACCUGGAAGCGCUUACCAUUCACACGAGGUCCUUUUCAGAAAGCUUAACACCUCCGUGGCAGAAAUUGAGGAGAUGACUGGUGUCCGAAUUCUCAAAGUCAUUAACAAGCUUUGCUCUGGGCUGGAUUGCCCUCUGAAAUUCUGUGAUGAAAUAAUCACUUUGGACAAGAAUGUCAUGUCAACCUACAGCACUGCCAGGCUCAGUUUCGUUACCCCUCGGCACCAAAGAACCGCAGUUUGUCUCUGUAAAGGUGGAAAAUGUCCUACAGUGAACAAGCUCUGUGAAGGUAAUCCAUGUCCCGAAGGUACAGAAUGUGUACCAGACAAGAAGGAAGGAAAAUACAGCUGUGUAUGUCCAAGUGGCAAGAAUGGAAAAUGCCUUGGUGGUCCUUCAUUGACAUUUAAUGGAAAUAGCUAUGCAAAGUACCGUCUCAUGGAGAGCGAAAAUAAAGAAGAAAUGAAACUUUCUCUAAAGUUAAGGACAUACUCUGCACAUGCAGUUGUAAUGUAUGCCAAAGGAACAGACUACAGUAUACUAGAGAUCAACAAUGGUAGAUUGCAGUACAAGUUUGACUGUGGCAGUGGUCCUGGAGUUGUGUCAGUGCACAGCAUUCUGAUCAAUGAUGGCGAGUGGCACUCUGUGUCUUUGGAGGUAGAUGGAAAUUAUGCAAAGCUGGUUCUGGACAGAGUCCACACUGCGUCUGGAACUGCACCUGGUACACUUCGCACACUCAACCUUGACAAUAACAUCUUCUUUGGUGGUCAUGUCCGUCAGCUUGGCUCCAGGCAUGGCAGGAGCCCACAAGUCAGCGAUGGACUCAAAGGGUGCAUGGAGUCAAUUGUCCUUAAUGGACAGGAGCUGCCUCUGAACAGUAAACCAAGGGCCUAUGCAGUUAUGGAAGAAGCAGUGGAGGUUUCACCAGGAUGCUCCCUGGUACCUGCAGAAGGCUGCUCCAGCAGUCCUUGUAACAAUGGCGGGCUCUGCUCUCCCCUUCCUAAUGGAGGUUAUUUCUGCAAAUGCAGUGCCUUGUUUAUGGGGACACAUUGUGAAAUGAGCAUGAGCCCAUGUGCUUCCAACCCUUGCCUCUACGGUGGAACGUGCAUUCCUAUCAACGAUGACUUUGUUUGCCAGUGUAGAGGACAGUACUCUGGUCAAAGGUGCGAGUUGGGUCCAUACUGUAAAGAUAAUCCUUGUAAAAACAGUGGCAAAUGCAUUGACAGCCUUGAUGGUCCAGUUUGUGAGUGUGAGCCAGGGUUUCUUGGAGAAAGGUGUCUCACUGAUAUUGAUGAAUGUAUUAAACAUCCCUGUUCAAAUGGCGGCCUGUGCAAAAACACACAUGGGUCUUAUAAUUGUACCUGCAACCAAGGAUAUAGCGGAAAGCUUUGUGAGGAUGCUGUUUUGGUGAAAAAUAUAUAUCUUUCAUCAUCUUGGAAUAUUGGUUUGGAAGAAGUUAUCGGCAUCGUAGUGUUUGUGGCUAGUAUAUUCCUGCUGGUUUUGCUGUUUGUGAUCUUCCGUAAGCGUGUGUGCAGACAAAGACAGUCUACGCCAAAUGAAGAAGAAAAACACUGUGGAGCAACCACCUCCUUCUUACACAGGCCAUAUUUUGAUUCGAAAAUGAGCAAGAAUAUCUAUUCAGAUGUUCCUCCCCAGGUGCCGGUGCGCCCCAUCUCAUACACUCCUAGCAUUCCCAGUGACUCCAGAAACAAUUUGGACAGAAAUUCCUUUGAAGGUUCUGCCAUCCCUGAGCAUCCAGAGUUCAGUACCUUCAAUCCUGACUCCAUGCAUGGGCACAGGAAAGCAGUGGCUGUUUGCAGCGUGGCUCCAAACCUCCCUCCUCCUCCCCCCUCCAACUCGCCAUCUGACAGUGAUUCCAUCCGGAAACCAAGCUGGGAAUACGACUAUGAUACUAAAGUAGUUGAUCUUGAUCCAUGCUUGUCAAAGAAGCCUAUUGAAGAAAGUGCUUGUCAUCCAUAUGACACACGUGGAAGCAUGUCUGAAGUUCAGUCCCUCAGUUCUUUUCAGUCAGACUCAUGUGAUGAUAAUGCUUCCAUAGUGACAGUAAUACACCUUGUCAAUUCUGUUGUUGACUCGGUGGAAAAAGAAGAGUCUUUUGCGGCUCAUGACCUCAGCAAUCCAAGAGGGUAUCACUGGGACACCUCUGAUUGGAUGCCUAGUGUUCAGCUUCCUGGUAUCCAAGAAUUCCCCCAGUUUGAAAUUGUUGAAGCACCAGCCCAGCUGUACACAGAUCCCAAUGCCAUUGAUACUGACUACUACCCUGGAGGCUAUGACAUAGAAAGUGACUUCCCUCCACCGCCAGAUGACUUCCCUGUCCACGAGGAGCUGCCACCAUUACCAGAGUAUAAUGAUCAGUUUGAAUCUAUACAGCAUCCUCAGGAUAUGCCCACAGCUGGAAGUUUAGGUUCAUCCAAUCGUAGCAGGCAGCGCUAUAACCUGAACCAGUACCUGCCACAUCACUACAAUACAGAGUUGUCAGAGCCACAGAGCACAGCGAUUGGAACAAGCAGUUACAAGGGAGCCUACCCGCUGUACAGCUUGGGGUACAGCAGGGACUUUGAGGCUGGCAAUGUGGACAACAUGUCUAUGUCUUUGUACACAUCCACAGCCUCCUGCUCUGAUGUCUCUGCAUGCUGUGAGGAAUCUGAAGUCAUGAUGAGUGACUAUGAAAGUGGGGAUGAAGGCCACUUUGACAAUGUGACCAUUCCUCCCCUGGAUCCCCAGCAGCACACUGAAGUCUGACACUGUAUUACAACUAAAGUGCCUGGACAUUUUAAAGAAAACAAAAAACAACUAAGUAACAAAAAAAAUCAUUAAAUAAUUAUCAAGGUCUGUGAUUUCUUCCUUUGCAAAGAAUCCUUUCAAUAAUUCUAAUUCUAGCAUGACUGCCCUGGAAUAAGCUUCUUUUCCUCACGUCCCAUCUCCUGCAGUACUAGAAACUUAAAACCUACGUAGAAUUUCACUGGCUGUGCCAUCGGUUUAGUGUUUGGCAUCAUGCACAACUUUUGAAGGAAUUAGAAACCAGAUGUACAAUUGUGAAAAAAGACAUUUCAAGGUGAUUAUAGGUAAGGCUACGAUUUUGUCACGGAGGUCAUGAAAAUCGUGAAUUUGAAAAAAAAAAGUUAGUGAAAUCUUGGAAAUGGAUGUAAAAUCACUUUUAUUAGGUGCUUCCUUUAUUUCCUUUAAAACAUGCAGUAUGUCGUGCACUGAAAAUACAAACCUGCGAGUAUCUGUAAGUUGUUUGGUUGUUUCACACUGCAUUUACGUGUCGUUCUAGGACAGCGAAUGAGAUAGCCGAGCGAGCGAGCGAGCAUGUAAAUCGGUGACAGCUAAAAUGUAAAAAAAAAUUGUGAGUGAGCUGUUUUUGUAAAGACAAAAGAACAAAUGCAUCGGAGAACAGAUUUCUUUACAACAUGUUUCAGAAUUGUGAAAAACUAUUAAAGCAUGGUUCAUACAGCAUUUCUGUUGCAGAUGAAUGCGAUACGUCAGGCGCAGACAGCUAGCUGUGCAGCUUCACUAUUUGCUGUACAGGACGCAUCGUGUCACAGCCCUUUUGAUUGCACAAAGUAGUACGCUAUAUGCAAAGUGCAUUCACGUAAUUGGAUAGGUGUACAUUUAAGUAGAUGUGCUGUGUUUCUACCUCCUAUACAAGAGGAUUAAAAAAAUCAUCUUCUCAACCAACAGAGAACCCCAAGGGGAGAAUUUCAAACAUUAUUUAGAGAGAUAUUUUAGAUGUUUUAGAAUGACAGAUGAAAGGUUUGAUCUUCUGUUAAGGCUGUACACCUUUCCAAAAAAGGCGCACGUUGCAAGAUUGCAAAUUACAUACUUCCGACUUUUCGCACUCUGACCAGAAAUUACGUCUGAAGUAUGUACUGCAAGUUUUGUAAUCUAAAGUAACAUUUAAACUGAUCAGCAGUCAAAAGCAAUAGUGUUUGUAUUAUUGGUUUUGGUGUACUAUUUAAAAUCUCUUGUGUAUGUUGAUGUAGCUAAAACUACAUUAUUUGGUGAACUUUCCGUGAAUUCUUGUUUUUUUUGCUGCACCUCACCUGUGAAAUGUACUCAAUUACCAUGCCAAAAUCGUAGCCUUAAUUAUAGAUCUAUUUUUUUUUUUUAACUGCUUUCAUUAUUAUGUAAAUCUUAAUGUACAGUUCUGAUUUCGAGUUUUAACUAGGUUUUGUAGAUAUUUUAUGGUUCUGUUUUGUUUUUUUCAAACAGAUUUUAGUGGUUUUCAAGUGUGACAUUAUAUUGGCACCCAGAAACAAGUAGUGGAUGGGAUUUCACUCUUUUUAUCACUAAAUUCAACAAACUUACCAAAUGCAAACUGUAAGUGUGAGUAACAUUUUGCUACUUUUUGGUUAUGAGAUUAGGACAUGUCUUAAAUGAGUAGCAUUUUUGUAAACUGCAACUGUAAACUUUUUUUUUGUUUCUUCAGAAACAAGGGACCCAAUACAUUUGACAAAAGUGUUUUUUUUCCAAGUGUCUGUAUAUGUGUGAGAAACAAUGGUCUUGUAAAUGUUUUUAUUGGAUACUGCCAUUAGCUCACUCUUUCCUACUGGCAAUAAAUUAUUAAUAAAACAGUGUUGCUGUUUAUUUUGUCAAGAUCAGGGGUUUUCAACCGGGGGUACGCUUACCCCUGGGGGUACUUCGAAGGGUCAUAGGAGGUACGCAGGACGAAUCGGAAAUGCACAAAUAAAAAAUGAAAGUAAAAGAAAAUUAUAAUUUUUUUUAAGGGUAUUAUAUAUUCUCUAAAACACUGUUUAUAAUUAUGUAAUCCUUUGUUUAGCAGCUCAAAGUGAACCGCAGAUGAAAACAAAUACACAGAAUCUAUCACGUCCACAUGUUCCACCUAUACGCAUGCGUGAUUUCAAUUGAGUGGCUUUUAUAUAGGUGAAGCAGUCGUCUGCCGAUUGUGCCUAUGGAGAGUGCUCUGUGCUGCUCAUGGUUAUUGCUGUUUUCAACUUGUCGUAUCAAUGAAUCACUGUUUCUGAUUUUUUUUUUUGUAUAAAUGCUCCGGUAAACAUAAAUAGUAGGCUAAUCACAAUACUUUGACGUUUUUUGUUUUAUUUAUUACCACUGCUGCAUUUUAGUAACAGCAGUAGCGGCUGGUUGAUUAUGUUGUCAGUGUUUGAAAUGGAUGCAUUUCUUACUUGCAUAACAAAAAUGAAGGAAGAAAACACAGAAAUCCAAAGAGGCAGAAGGUUAUAUAGAGUCCCUUUGGAUAAUUUUGCUGGCUUUAAAAUAUCAUUGUUUGGUAUUAUAGUUUUAGUUUGAGGUUAUGGUUUUGAUGUUUGAAAAUAUUUUAAAUGGCACACAGUUAUGCUGAGGUGGGAAGUAAAUGGUAAUGUGAUAAACAUUUACACUGCAGACUGUUUUGAGUGUUUCCAAUGAGAAUCCUAAAUACUGUCUUUUAAUUCUGUGCAUCCAAAGACAUGUAAUUAAGUUUUAAGAAUUAAGCCUACUGUUUGGUGUUCUUUCUUAAACCAGCAGUUUGUCAGCCCCAGACUGCUGUGAAAAAUUAUAUAUUAAAUAAAUGGGGAAAAAAUGUGUUAAUCAGAUUAUUUUGCCUUUCGUUGCAACUGUGGUACCAUUCAGUGAGUGAAAAUUGUAAAGGGUACUUUAGCUGAAACCUCCCAACAGAAGGUACAGUUUCAAAAAAAGGUUGAAAACCCCUGGUCUGGAUGUUCAUAUUGAAUCAUGAACAGGUUAAAUACCCUCGCCUGUUCUAAUGAUUAAAAAGUAAGAUGCUCCAAAUUAUAAGUUCAUAGUUUUUCAUAGCGGUUAUUGAAUACAAUGUGCUUUACUUUUUGAUAUGUAUGAGUUUUUAUACCUGUGUUCAGAAGCUGACACUUCUAGUUGCCCGCCAUAAACGUAAUUGUGUCAUCAUUGUUUUGUUUUUGUUCGUUUCUUUUUUUUACUGCCCUCUUACAUUUGUCUGUGUUGACUUUUUGAGAGCAGCGCUCGAGCAUACAUGUGAAGUAGUUAAUCAAUAAACAGUGGUUUUAGAA